Messenger RNA from Phanerochaete carnosa HHB-10118-sp, 3046 nucleotides. RefSeq lists its product as uncharacterized. Gene Ontology annotation, biological process: pseudouridine synthesis. Bases 45 to 2648 code for a protein of 867 amino acids. Gene Ontology annotation, molecular function: RNA binding; pseudouridine synthase activity. The transcript is spliced from 9 exons. Gene Ontology annotation, cellular component: nucleus. NCBI's taxonomy places the organism in Eukaryota, Fungi, Basidiomycota, Agaricomycetes, Polyporales, Phanerochaetaceae. The record is from RefSeq and is a predicted model, not a curated record.
CUUCCCUCCUCGCUCAGACAGACUCACUCGCCACCGCAACAACCAUGUCCACGACCAGACCACGCGACGAGGACGAGAACACGGGCGCGUCGUCGCCCAAGCGGGCGAGACUUGACGAGCCCGAGCACACCAGCGAGGGUGUGGUCGUAACUGACGCGCCUGAGGCGGCUCCUGCGGAGGAGAAGAAGGUUGAGAGCCUGCUGCCCCCUAGCCACACUCUGCUUGGUGCACCUGAACCUGUGUACACUCCGGAUGGCUCCAUGCAGUACAUCAUGGAGACCGACGUCGGUAUCUCCGAGUACGUGGGUCACGACAUCCCACGCAUCCAGGGUAUCAUAAAACAAAGAUUCACAGACUUCUUGGUAUACGAGGUCGACCUGGACGGCAACGUUGUACACUUGAAAAAUAUCGGCAAGCCGGAGUCUUCACCGAAGAAAGCGACUGGACAGACAACAUCUGCUAGCGGCGAUGCUACGCCCACCGAAAAUCCUGAAACCUCAACCCAAAAGGCUGAGACUGAGGCUAAAGCGAAGACACUUGGUGAACAAGCUCCCGAAGAGAACGAGCCUUGGCCACAACGCUUCACAGAGAUCCUCAAACCCUUCCUGUCGGAGCCUGUCAUGGAGAAAGUUAAGGCUCUGUACCUCGAGGGCCCCGAGCCGCCAUUUAUCAGCGACAGCGGCUGGGACGGACGUCAAUCCAAGCCUGCUGAAAGUGAAGGUGCUGGAGAGAGCAGUUCUAUCACGCAUCAAGAAGAGCCCGAAAAAUCCGAACGCAAUAAGAAGGGCAAGGGUCGUGGUGGGCGUGGUGGACGUGGUGGACGUGGUGGCAAGGCCGGUAGGGAAGGCGGAAGGAACGGCCGCCCCGCCGAACGCGAAGAUCACCGCAAAGUCCUGUCAGAUCCAAUCUCGUCUAAAGAGACACGAACAGGCUUGCACCAAGCUAUUCGAACCUUGUUCGGUGGUAAGCUCGAAACUGAGACUGAUACCAAUGCUCCUGCUACGGACGAAGGCUCAAAAAUCAUAAUCAAGUGGUCGAAAGCAGGGGCCAGAGGCGGACGUGGCGCUGACCGUGGUGGACGCGGUGGCCACCGUGGCGAACGUGGUUCAUACCCUCCAUACGUCCACUUUACUCUCCAAAAGACCAACCGGGAUACUCAGGAUGCACUUGCACACCUAUCACGCUCAUUACAUUGUAGUGUCAAGGACCUUUCGGUCGCGGGUACCAAGGACAAGCGGGGCGUAACUGUCCAACGAGUAUCGCUUCGGAGAGGAAACAAAACUGUCGAGGAUGUCUGGCGGACCGCAAAUGGACUCGGUGGUCGUCGCUCUACGGAAGAUGUUCUGACAAGGCGCGGUGAGCGCGGCAUCCGUAUAGCGGAUUUAAACUACAGGCGUGCUAGCCUCGAGCUCGGUAUGCUCAAAGGCAACGCGUUCGUCAUCACUUUAAGAAACGUCCAAGUCGACUCGUUGGACACGCUCGACCGCGCGAUGAACACUAUCAAGACCAAGGGUUUCAUCAAUUACUAUGGCAUGCAGCGCUUUGGCACGGCCGCAAUCCCGACUCACUCUAUUGGCCUCGCGCUGCUCAAGUCUGAGUGGCACAAGGCCGUCGACCUUAUCCUGCGCGUGCGUCCAGGCGAGCACCCCGAGGUAACAGCGGCACGGAACGCGUGGCUCGUCGACGGCGACCUCGACCGCGCGCUCGAGCUCAUGCCGCGCCGCGUCGUUGCAGAGCGAUGUAUCCUCGAGAGCUUCAAGAAGCAGGGUGGCGACACGCGUAACGCGAUGGGCGCGCUUUCCACGAUCCCGCGCAGCCUACGGCUAAUGUACGUGCACGCGUAUCAGUCAUACGUCUGGAACGCCAUCGUGAGCGAGCGGAUCCGCCUGUAUGGCGCAGAGAAGCCCGCCGUGGGUGACCUUGUCUUCGAGACAGACGGCGAGAACGCAGAGGCGACUGCUGCUACGGCUGCAGAUGACGGGGACGACGCGGGUGCAGAAACCGUGGCCGAGAGCCCGGAAGACGAACUGCUCAUCGAGGAGAAAGCAGAGGAGGUGAGCAAGCCGGGUGGUGCACAGGGGGAUGAGGACGCGCCCGCGGGCAAGCCUGCGAAGCGGUCCCGCAAGCCCUGGGAACCGCCGCGGGUGAAGGCGCUCACGGAGGCCAACGUCGACAAGCACACGAUCUUCGAUGUCAUCAUGCCGCUGCCCGGACGCGAUGUAUCCUUCCCUGGUGGCGCGCUCGGCGAGCGCUAUAAGGACUUCCUCCGCGCCGACGGGCUCGACCCCGAGCAUUUCGAGCGCAAGCAAAAGGAAUACAGCCUCGGCGGGUCGUACCGCAAGAUCCUGCACCUCCCAAAGGAGCUCUCGUGGUCCGUGCUGCGGUACACGGACCCGGACGUUGCGCUCGCGCAGGCGGACGAGGACCAGCUGCUCGGUUUCGACGUGCCCGCAGUCGACGCGGACGGCAAGUUCAUGGCGCUGCAGGUGCGCCUCCAGCUCGGCACGGCUGCGUACGCCACGAUGGCGUUGCGCGAGGUGACCAAGACCGAGACGAGCUCGCACUUCCAGUCCGGCCUCACGCAGGCGAGCGAGGACCAGAAGUACAGGGCUGUGGCCGCGGAGGGCGUUGAGGCCGACGAGAGCUAGGUUGUCGUGUAGCGCAGCACAACAGAUGUGUAAGUAGAUAACACGAUAGAGAAUCACAGUGCAAUCAGGGUGCGUGGGUGUCAAAAUACAAUGCGAUAAUUGGCAUCCAAGCCUACAUCUAGGUUCAGAAAAUAACGUGCUACAAUUCUAUAUUUUGUAUUUUCUUAUUUUGAUUCUUUACCUUUGUGUAAAGAGCACGAGUUGGCGUAAAAGGGCAGAAGGAGCGGGACAAGAACAGAGUCACGAACAGGGAUCCACGUUUACAUCGUGAAGUUUUCGACGUUGAGCUGCACUGUCGGUGUACCUUUGAGCACGCUCAACGGGGAAGCGAAGCCGUGCGACAGCGUCUUGCGGACGGUCGUGACAAGUGACCGGGGACCGGACACUGGAGGAAGGUA